AUGGCUCCUUCCGGAGACCCAACCUCCUCCCGCUCAGAGCAGGCGAAGAGUCUAAGAGAUGCCCUUGCCACGUCUCUCCAAUUUUCAGUAUUUCCUGAUUCAACCAAUAUUCACUUCAUACCUAACGGCACUGUCGAUACUCUCGUCACUCCGGCUUCCGUCGCGAAUGAACUCUUCCCCAUCAACCCCGCAGAACGAUUGACCCCAAGCAAAAGAGAGGUUGACCAAGCUCUCGUUAACUACGUCGCUGCAUCAGCCAAGAAGCUUCUAAUAAUCAGCAUUCUGAACAAUCCAUCGUGUGGUCUACGGGCAGCAAUGGAGGCUUUCAAAACACACCAGUUCGGAGACGACGACUUGCCCGUUAUCGAGGCUGAAAAUCAAUUCCCACCCUGUUUCUACCAAUGGGAUCUGCUGAGUAGGAGAAAUUUUCGGAGCGAUCAGUGGAAAGUUUUGGUUCCCGUGUUUCCAAAAGUGUUCACAAGGUUCCAUUUUGGAACGGAGAUCAUCCUACCAUUCACAUACGUCGACCCGGUGAGAAAGGAGGGCACGUUCGGGGAUGUUUACCAAGUCACCAUCCUCAAAUCUCACCAAGAAGACCCAAUGAGAAAGCAUAAUGGACUCUUGGCGAAUGCUGCUAUCAAAGAAUUGAAAGCGUCAGCGGCCAGUGGUGAAAAAGGUGGCAAAGACGACAAAGCCAAGAAGGUCUUCAAGGCGUGGGAGGCUGAGGCCCAGGCGCUUGAGGAUACUAGUCGUCUGAAACAUAAGCACAUUGUCACAGUGAAAAGCAUUUUCACGAAAGGGCCGCGGCACUAUUUCAUGUUCCAGUGGGCAGACGGAGGGAGCCUGCGAGACCUCUACAAGGGAGAUCUGUGGCCCAAUGUGACGGCAAGACUAGUCGAAGAGGUCACAGGGCAGCUGGGAGGGUUGUUCUCCGCUCUAUCGGCGCUACAUACCUAUCAAAAAGACGGGUCUUCAGCCCAGCCCGGACUUCUUGCCGUCCCAGGCCAGAACCAAGGAUCCUACCGACAUGGAGAUUUGAAACCUGAAAACAUCCUGAUAUUUAAGGAUGCCACAAAGGUUGGGUACUCUCAACGCCACCCCAUCCUAUGA
Molecule: messenger RNA, 1110 nt
Organism: Diaporthe batatas
Lineage: Eukaryota; Fungi; Ascomycota; Sordariomycetes; Diaporthales; Diaporthaceae
Exons: 3
Coding region: 1-1110 (369 amino acids)
Biological process (GO): peptidyl-serine phosphorylation; peptidyl-threonine phosphorylation
Molecular function (GO): ATP binding; protein serine/threonine kinase activity
Source: RefSeq, a predicted model, not a curated record